Marasmius oreades (fairy-ring Marasmius) is the source of this 1662-nucleotide messenger RNA. RefSeq lists its product as uncharacterized. The coding region runs from base 69 to 1421 and encodes 450 amino acids. The transcript is spliced from 15 exons. Lineage: Eukaryota; Fungi; Basidiomycota; Agaricomycetes; Agaricales; Marasmiaceae. Gene Ontology annotation, biological process: adenylate cyclase-activating G protein-coupled receptor signaling pathway. The record is from RefSeq and is a predicted model, not a curated record. Gene Ontology annotation, cellular component: heterotrimeric G-protein complex. Gene Ontology annotation, molecular function: G-protein beta/gamma-subunit complex binding; GTPase activity; G protein-coupled receptor binding.
AUUUUUCCGCCCUUCAUAUCUUGCCGUCCUUUGCUCGACCCCUUCAGACAUUCACGGCGCAUCCCUCCAUGAGUAUUCAAACACGGAGAAAUGGCAGGGGAAAGGCCUCCUCCAGCGAACUUCACGAUAACCCCUUCAUUGUUCAGUACAAACCCCCCUCUGGGGAGACAGAAGAGGAGCGCAUACGUCGCAUCAGGAAGUUUCAGGAUGCGCAGAGAGCGUCGAAAGAGAUCGACGAAGGUUUGCAGGAGGCUAAGAAACUUAUGGAACGAAGACGUAAAGCAUUAAAAUUACUUCUUCUCGGCCAGGCGGAAGCCGGAAAGAGUACAGUAUUGAAAAACUUUCAAAUGGCAUUCACGCCCGCUCAAUUUCAGCGAGAGCGUGUAGUAUGGAGGACGAUCAUUCAAUUGAACCUUAUUCAUGCCGUCAAGAUGAUCAUAGACGUCCUCUCUAACCCCGAAAGUCCAAGUUCUCCAUCUGACUCUGAUUCUACCCUUCCGCCGUCUCCCUGUCUAUCCAACCAUCGGGUAAAUAGGAAAUACCGUCGACUCCGUUUAAGCCUAUCCCCACUUUUAUCAGUCGAGACGAAUGUUAACAAGAUAAUAUCGAACGCACGGGUAGAAUCGCAAGACCUUUGCGUUCGAGCCGGGGGUUCCUGGAAGUCAAAGCUGGGUUUUCGAGACAGUGGUGGUGGCCGUCGUUCAUCGGACACGGAUUACUCAAGUUCAGUGGAGGACGGGGCGAUUUCUGACCUAACCCGGAUGCUUGAAGCGUCCAGUGACGAUCUCACAACGUUAUGGGCAGACCCCGAAGUCAGAGGUAUGUUGGCCUCGACUGGUAUCCUCAUUAACAACCAUCCGGGUUUCUUCUUCCUUCACGACAUUGCUCGCGUAACAUCAGCGACUUACGAGCCCACCGAUUCGGAUAUCUUACGUGCGAGAGUGAGGACUAUUGGGGUCGAAGAACAUCAUAUAAUAUGUGAAGGCGAAGGAAACAAAGGUUCUGAAUUCUUCAUCGCCGACGUGGGCGGCGCUCGGAAUUCGCGUUCAUCCUGGAUACCCUACUUUGAUGACGCUCAAGCUAUUCUCUUUUUGGCGCCACUGUCCUUUGACCAGAUGUUGGAAGAAGACAGGCGAGUGAAUAGACUGGAGGACACCAUGAUCAUUUGGCGUGGCAUCUGCUCGAGCGCGCUACUCGCACACUGUAUCUUGAUAAUAUUCUUCAACAAGAAGGAUAUCCUUCAGCACACUCUGGAAUCCGGUGUUCCCGUCAGUAAAUAUGUUCCUAGCUACGACGGUCCCAACGAAGUCCACGCAGUCACGAAAUACUUCAAGGCCCGGUUCAAAUCCUCCCUGAAAAAGCUUUCACCGAAACCACGCCCAUUCAUUUCAUAUGAAACGUCCGCUGUCGUACGUUCUUGACCCGGCGGGCCGUUACCGCGGUAGCAAUCGCCUUCCUCGAACAAGCUCACUGACCACGAUCUCCAGGAUACCCGGGCGAUGAAGGCUAUUAUAAUAGUCGUGCAUGAAGGAAUUGUUCGCAACAAUUUGGCCGAGAGUGACAUGCUUUGACAUCUCAUGUAUUACCCUAAAAUACUUGAAACUGUAUCAAAGCUGUAUUCAUAUGAUGUAGGCUUGAACGAUUGACGAUCUUCUCUUUCUA